This is a messenger RNA of Wyeomyia smithii (pitcher-plant mosquito), 972 nucleotides long. RefSeq lists its product as uncharacterized. Bases 1 to 972 code for a protein of 323 amino acids. Lineage: Eukaryota; Metazoa; Arthropoda; Insecta; Diptera; Culicidae. The record is from RefSeq and is a predicted model, not a curated record. The transcript is spliced from 3 exons.
AUGGAUGUGGAUUAUUUGGACGAAGCCUUCGAAGAUAUAGAGUGUCAAGUUCUUAACAUGAUCAUAGAAAAUAAACUUUCUGUUGAACCUGAUCGUACGCCAAGUGUCCAAUUGGCCGCAGAAUUAAGUGCUUGGGCUUCAAAAUAUUGCGUUCCUUUGGCCGGUGUCUCUGAUUUGCUCAAGAUCUUGAAGCAGAGUGCUGGACUGUACUUACCCAAUGAUGCGCGUACUCUUCUGAAAACUCCAAGAAAGUCAAACCUUCGGAAAAUAUGCAAUGGAGAAUAUAUUCACAUGGGUGUAGCGGAAUUUUUGAGGCGGUUUAAUUUGAUCGAUUAUAUUGAAGAAGGACAUCCAGUUAUAUUAUCUUUUUCGGUGGACGGAACCCCAGUUUCAAAAAGUGGGGCCAAUGAUUUGUGGAUUAUAUCAGGAGCUGUUCAUACUGAGGAAUUCAAACGACAUGUAUUUAUCGUCGGUAUUUUCAACGGACCAUCGAAACCUACAUCUUUCAAUACAUUCCUUGAAGAACUUGUCGAUGAAAUCAAUGGAUUGCUUUCCACAGGUUUUCACAAAGACGACAGGGUGUAUCCUGUGAAACUAAAAUAUUUCACCGCAGAUGCACCGGCAGUAGCUUACAUAAAAAGUAUCAAGUCUCACGGAGGAUAUUCAGCUUGUCCAAAGUGCGAAACACGAGGAACGAACAUUCCUGGCUCAAGAAAAAUAGUAUACCCCGAAGUCGAUGCACCUGUGCGUACCGACAUGAAGUUCAGACGAAGAAUAUCGAGCAACCAACAAGACUUCCAUCACCUCUCAACAGAGCAUACGAUUCUAGAAAAUCUACCGAUUGAUAUGAUUAAAGACUUUGUGAUUGAUAAAAUGCACGCUGUGGAUGAAGGUGUCUGUAAGAAAAUUCUUAUUGCAUUCACAGAGGAAAUUGAGGACUCUCAAUUAUAUCUCAAAAAUGAAAGCAACUGA